This is a messenger RNA of Bipolaris zeicola 26-R-13, 180 nucleotides long. RefSeq lists its product as uncharacterized. Bases 1 to 180 code for a protein of 59 amino acids. The transcript has a single exon. The record is from RefSeq and is a predicted model, not a curated record. NCBI's taxonomy places the organism in Eukaryota, Fungi, Ascomycota, Dothideomycetes, Pleosporales, Pleosporaceae.
AUGAGAGUAUUGAAGCAUCAGCACACUGCACGCAAUCGUUACAUUCAUCUCGUACCAGCUGAAUCAUCACCAAACUCAGUACCUCCACCACCCUCCAUAUCCCACCCAUCGCCAGUUGACCAACAGUCUCUCGACGAAAUUGCUUAUUUUCUCCAUGCAGGGCUGGUUCUGAACUAUUGA